AACAUUUAUUUCAUUAGUGGAUUGAGUAAAACAAUGGAAGGAUAAAUAGUCACACAAACUGGAUUGAAACUCUUGACCUCAUAGUAAAAGGGAGAUAAUAGGUGUGAGAGAGUUGCCACAAAAUCUACUCAAUCCACCAGCUGUCCUGUCCACAUGGAUUAUGUGCAUGUUGUGGAUUGGGCCAGCCUAUCCAUCCAAGUCCAACCGUCGGUCCAUCAAUCCCCUUCAUAUCGUCUCAACAAGAAGAGAAAAAACUAGUGGAUGCUAAUAAUCCAACUCUGAACUCCCUCUAUCUCUUCUCUUCAGCAAAUCCAAUCCAACCUGCAUCUUCAUUCAUUCUUCCACCCACCCAUCUCCCUAACCCAACAACUCCUCAGAUUUAGCAGCCUCCACCCAGCAAAAUGGCGGCCGGCAGCCGGGGAUUCCUCAAGCUCUCUUUUCUCAUUUAUCUCAUCUCCAUCGCCAACACCUUUGGCGUGGCCGCCGCCGCCGGGCAGUGGGAUAUCUUGGCGAAGAAGAGUGGUGGCGCCGGCGGUAAUACUGGAGGAUCCCUGGCCGAGUUCCCGCCAAGCUGCAACCGGAUAGAGUGCCCCGGCUACAGCGUCGUGGAAAGUGGGAACGGAUACGAGAUUCGUCGCUAUAACUCGUCGGUUUGGAUUACCACUCUUCCGAUUCAGGAUAUCUCCCUCGUCGACGCCACCAGAACCGGCUUCCUCUUGCUGUUCGAUUACAUCCAAGGCAAGAACGGGUACGGGCAGAGCAUCGAAAUGACAGCCCCAGUCGUGACCGACGUCCUCCCCAGCGACGGCCCCUUCUGCGAGUCAUCCUUCACCGUCAGCUUCUACGUCCCGGCCAAGAACCAGCCCGACCCACCGCCGGCAGAGGGGCUCCACGUCCAGCGGUGGGCCACCACGUACGUGGCGGUGAGGCAGUUCAGCGGGUUCGUGGCCGACUACGAUGUGGGCGUGGAGGCCGCCACGUUGCAGGCCAGCCUGGCCGACACCAAAUGGGCCGACCCCGUCGCCAAAGGCCCUGCUGCUGCCGGGAAGAUCCAGUAUAGCGUGGCCCAGUACAACUCGCCGUUCGAGUUCUCCGGUCGGGUGAAUGAGAUAUGGUUCUCGUUUCAGAUGUAAUUAAUCUGGCCGCCCGGUAAAAUGCCUGAUUAUAAGACAUUAGCAAAUAAUGGAAAUUCGGACCCACGCGGCCGGUGCUUUCAACAUGGACGGCUCCACUCCAUGCAUUGUUGACGACAUUAUUACUAGCUACUAUACAAUAUAAUGAAUGUGUGCAUGUAGCUUGCCUCCGUUCCGUUGUUGGUAGGUAGUUAUAAGAAGAAAAUAUAAUGGCUAGCUGGUUAUGCAAUUUUGAUCAGGAUGUUAUGACUCUUAUAUAUAACGAUGAAGUUGUGUUGAUGUGGUGUGUUAUUUGCUUGUUCGUCUUUGUCACUCAACUUUAUUACAUGCAUGUGGUACUUUGAGGUCAACCCGGGUGCUUCUUCAUCAUUUGUGUUGUGACAGACCAAAUUAAUUAAGUUUAUUAGUUCUAGGGAUACAUACACUCGGCUAGAUGAGCAACUUGGAUUGAUUCUCCUAGCUAGAAAGAACAAUCGGUUUUGGAAUGAGGGCAGGCACUUUAUACACAUUACUAUAAGUCUCUUAAUUAAUCUAUCGAGAAGUGCCAAAGUAAUAAUUAAUUGUUUGUAUUUCAGUUCCUGCCGAUAGAUUCAUUAUUACGUACUUACAUUCUACUGAUCAUCAAUAGUAAACUCAAACACCUAAUAUCGUUGCUAAUAUAUAACAAAGGGCAUCAUUAGACAGCUCGUAACCGAUUACGAUCUUUCGUCGAUUCAAAGUUCAUUACUUCAAAGCUUAUUUAUUUGGCAUGUGGGUCAUCUUUGUAUAGAGCUCAAUCUCGGCCCCAAAAAAUUGCAUGUAGUUGAAGAGCUCAAUGGAUCCAAGUAUGGACUUAUGGUCAAUACCGGCCAACCAAUUUUACAAUUGAAGCAUUUCAUGUUAAUUGGGUGCUUGACGUAUGCAUUGCUUUGCAUACGAUCAGAUAUCGCAUAUGCGGUUGAACAAUUGUGUCAUUAUAUGUGUAAUCCUAGUCCUCAUCAUUUGGCAUUGAAUGAGGAGCGUACAAGGAUAUCUCCAAGGCACAAUGCAUUAUGCAUUGACUUAUAGUGGAUUUCCGUCAAUUUUGGAAGGACAUACUUAUGCUGGCUGGAUUUUUGCCUAAACCAACAUCACAAAUUACUAUCUUUUGUCAUAGUAAUGUUAUUCUAAGGCAUAUAGUCAUGUGUAGAAUUACAAUUUUCGUCAUGUGCAAGUUAGACAAGAUAAAAUUCAUGAAUUGAUCACUCAUGGAGUUGUGUCCGGACUUGAGAUAAUUUAGUUGAUCAUUUGACGAAUGAUUAACUAGUGAAUAGUGAUUGGUGGUCAAGUAUGUGAAAGGAGUGAGUUUAAAGUUCAUAUAAUUUCUGAUCAUGGGAUAUCCAAUUCCCCUCUAAUACGUUAGAGGUUGAAUUGGAUGUGGAAGCUCAUUAAUUAUUAGAAUUGAAGCACACAAUUUGUCAUCUCGCGGAAUGUGUUUGUUAUAUCCUACAUGAGAUAAGAAGAUGAAGUUUAAAACUUCUUAAUUGAAGCUUCACAAAGUGUAUUAUGCUGGUACACGAAUAAAAGAUUCAACAUACGUAAGCAUUAAAUGGAAACUGCUUCAAGAAACCCAGACUUCGGUUUCGUGUGCGCUUAUGAGAAGGAUUGGAAACAUGGCGAGUAAUAGUGUCAAAGUCACUUAGAAGUUUGUGAAACUUAAGUGUAUUAUUUUUGAAUCUCAUAUGAGUAGAUGGGUUCAAUGUUUACCAACACCCAAAUAUUCGGACAUUUGUCAAGUGUAAUAUACUAAGAUGAAAAUUCAAUUGUCACGACAUUUUCAUUUAUGCUUAAGUUUUGUAGGAAAAGUGUAAUUUUAGUGAAUUCAUUUAAUACACUAAAAGGGGGAGGAUUGUUAGAAAUUUGGUUUAACCGAACUAACCGAAUCAAAGCGGUUUGGGAUUGGACUGACUAAACUAGUUUUGGGUUAUACUAACCAAAUCAAAUAUUCUAAAUCCAUAAAGGGACACAUCCUCU
Molecule: messenger RNA, 3125 nt
Organism: Linum trigynum
Lineage: Eukaryota; Viridiplantae; Streptophyta; Magnoliopsida; Malpighiales; Linaceae
Source: the annotation of a GenBank genome assembly